AUGUCUAAGCCCUCAAUGGUCCCUCAUCUUCAUGAGCCUUCAGCAGAGGGCUCUGCCCCUCCAGGUCUUGAGAGCCAUCUGCGCAACCUCAUUAUCUCCAAUGGCACACCAGCACAGGGUCCGCUGGCCAACACUUCCUCGCAGCAGGCCUCAGUUCCCCAACAUGGUAUAGACGACCGCAGUGCUCAGGCAGGAGCGCCGGAGGGUGUCUCUCAUCCAUCCAAGCCUGCCCGCAAACGAAUGAAUCAAGCACAAAGACGCCAGAUGAGCUCGCAACUUUCUAUUUCCAUCGACCCUCGAGCUCAACAACAGCAGCAGCAGCAGCCCCAAAACAGAAACUACCAAAGCCCAACUUCUCAUUAUUCGAGGCCUUCUCAGUCUUACCAUCGGCACGUACAUGCCGACACCCAGCCAAGGGGGGCUUACAAUGAGAACCGCCAGGGUGGCCCACAGCCGCAUCGCCCAUGGAACGGUCCUCAGCAACACAGACCUCGUGGAAAUGAUCACUAUCAGCCUCCUAACCAUGGUCGCCAGGACUCCAUGCUCGCUCAGCCAAAUCGAGGUGCCGGCCAUCUGUACAACGCUAGGCGUGCCGUUCAAUUUCAUCCCGAAGAAGUUGCAGCUCAAGCCGCUCUGCUCGACCAACUCUGUUUUGAUGUCGUGACUAGUUCGGAAAUUGAGAGGUCAGAAAUCGCAGAAAAGGAAGACUUCCGAUGCCGUAUCGAAGCCAUCAGCCGAGAGGUAAUCGCUACGCAUGAGAAGAAAGAAAGGCCUGAGGCCGAAUUCCAUCCUUUCUCAAUUGAACUCAAAUGUUUUGGCAGUCUGUCUUCCGGGUUUGCGACAAAGGCCUCCGACAUGGACCUUGGACUUCUUUCCCCUAUGUCAGCCACUCAACCAGACGCCCCAGGAUCUCCUAUCCCGCGUUUGUUGGAAAAGGCAUUAUUGGAGGCCGGUCUAGGCGCCAGGCUCCUCACUCGUACUAGAGUCCCAAUCAUUAAAUUAUGCGCGUCUCCACCAGAGAAACUCCGGCAAGGUCUUCUUGAAGAACGGUUCCGAUGGGAGAAUGGACUGGACGAGGUUCAUGAGGGUCAUGACGACGAUGAAAACGACCAACACACAGCACCUAACGAUCAAGAGAACAGCCAAGAUCAAAUCAGAGAAACUCCAAAGGAAGCGUCCACCGCCCCUGAAUCUAUCUCUCCAGAUGCUGGCCAUGAGGAACCCCAGGUCGUGGAGCUUAAACAAGGAUCAAAGAAUUCCCUCUCCUCAUAUUAUGGCUUAGCCAAACGAGUUCUCCGUCGGGCGGGUGGUCGUGAUGUCACAAUUUCGAACUAUCGAUCAUUCGUGGAUAAUGACUGGGUCUUAUUAAACAGAGUCAGCGAAGCCUUCAUUGCAGGUCUUUCAGAUGCACGCCUCCAAGACCGCCUGAGCAGGUAUCCGUCUCUUAUAUUCUCAAACGACACGAACCCGCCCAUCAAACGCUCCCUGCUUGGCGUAUAUACCCAGGUUGAGGGCGAGCAAAUCCGGAUGUUGUGGGAGGAAAGUGGCGUUGAAGAGCGAAGCCAACCCUCACGCUUCCACACUGAGCAAUCAUUGAAAGUUUGGGAAGACGCUCAAUACAAAGAAAACUUUGGCAUUGAUCCAAUCUCCCACACUAAGGAGCUUCAGCUGGCCCUUGACAAGUUCAAAAAAGCUCCCUCUGUGCAGUUUGUGAUUCUUGAACAGGGCCAGCACGAGACACCAGCGUCUUACUUCACGAGAGCUUCGUACAUCUUUAACGGCCUGAAUCCUGCUAACGAGGAUGUCUCCUCCAAGUGGGUAGGUAUUCUUAUGAGCCAGUAUGUGUCUGGUAUUCAUCAAGAGGAUACACGGAAGUCAUUACAAAGCUUCAUAGGCACAUGUCCCAAGUCUCCGACGCUCAGGGGGGUCGGCCUUCUCCACAAGAGCAUACAUCUGGCAUGGGAGUUCGAACGGGCACUCGACAAGGAAUUAUACGAUGACGCUGUGGUUCAAGACAUCAAAGAUUAUGUUGAAUUACUCCGGUCACCUUUGCAGCAGGCCGACAAUUUUGACUUUGGCGAUGAAUUCUCGAUUCCCCUAACACCAAGUACGCUGGACCUUUCAGCGAGGAUUCGCCAGUUGCCCGAUCCACACAAGAUGGCCCCCAAUCAGCCGCGCGAUCGUUACAAAGAUCACUUGGAGUUCCCUAAGACUGGCGCAGGUGUUCAAUGCGACAUCAACUUUUCGGCACACUUGGCUCUCCAUAAUACGGCUCUCCUACGCUGUUAUUCGCACACCGACCCCCGUGUCCGACCCAUGGUCUUGUUCGUAAAGAACUGGGCAAAGAUACGGGGUAUCAACUCAGGCUACCGCGGUACACUAAGCAGCUAUGGCUACGUUCUAAUGGUCCUUCACUACCUUGUCAAUGUCGCCGACCCAUUUGUCAGCCCUAACCUGCAGUUGUUUGCUCCACCGCUCCCUCCAGGGCUUUCACCAGUUGAAUUUGAGAACAUGACGAGCUGUCGGGGCCAUAACGUUCAGUUUUGGCGCAACGAAGAAGACAUUCUACGUCUCGCUCGUGCAAAUCAGCUCACUAGGAACAGCGAUACCAUCGGGCACCUCCUGCGAGGCUUCUUCGAAUACUAUGCCCAUAGCAGCAUGCUAAGUACUUCCGCCGGGAGAGGAUUUGAUUGGGGCCGAGAUGUUCUCAGCCUGCGUACCCCUGGCGGCUUGCAGACAAAGCAAGAUAAAGGCUGGACGGGUGCCAAGACGGUCAUCGAAGCUCAAAACGUAGGACCCCAUCCUCCGCCCCAACCUGAGCAAGCAGCUUCAACAGCAUUGGAUGUCAAGGAGCCUGCUGGAAAGGAGAUAGCAACGCAGCCCAAGCAAGCUAAUGGAGCAGCCAAGAACACCGACUUCAAGGAAGUUCGCCACCGUUAUCUCUUUGCUAUUGAAGAUCCCUUUGAGCUGGAUCAUAACGUUGCUCGAACUGUUACCCACAACGGGAUUGUUUCGAUCCGGGAUGAGUUCCGCCGGGCAUGGAGGAUUAUCAAGUCUGCAGGUAAUGGCAGCCCGCAGGAGAGUUUGCUUCGGGAUAUGAACGAUAUCCAAGAAGAUGUUAGCCCGUUGUCCCUGCUUUUGGAUGACAUCCAUGGGUUUGGUCAAAACCGGAACAAAUAA
Molecule: messenger RNA, 3180 nt
Organism: Fusarium pseudograminearum CS3096
Lineage: Eukaryota; Fungi; Ascomycota; Sordariomycetes; Hypocreales; Nectriaceae
Exons: 1
Coding region: 1-3180 (1059 amino acids)
Biological process (GO): RNA 3'-end processing
Molecular function (GO): RNA uridylyltransferase activity
Source: RefSeq, a predicted model, not a curated record